AUGGACUGUAGCACAGUCUCUAACAGUUUAGGUCUUGCCCGUUGUAAUGCUAAGUAUGGCGAAUACGGAAGUCACGGUAACGUGGCGACAGAGCUGCAGGCGUACGCCAAUCUACACCUGGAACGGUCUUACGAAUACCUGCUGUCUUCCGCGUACUACAACAAUUAUCAGACCAACAGAGCUGGCUUCAGCAAGCUCUUCAAGAAGUUAUCUGAUGACGCGUGGGAGAAGACCAUUGAUAUUAUCAAGCAUGUCACUCUGAGAGGUGACGAAAUGGAUUUCUCAAGGCAAAGUAUCCAGAAAUCGAUCCGCAAGAACUACACUGUGGAACUCCACGAGUUGGAGGCUCUCGCUAAGGCUCUGGACACGCAGAAGGAGCUGGCCGAGCGCGCGUUUUACAUCCAUCGCGAAGCCACCAGGAAUAGCCAGCACCUCCACGACCCUGAGAUCGCUCAAUAUCUGGAAGAAGAAUUCAUUGAAUACCAGGCGAAGAAUAUCCGCGACCUUGCUGGACACACCAAUGACCUCAAGAAAUUCGUCGCCUCCAACAACGGACAAGACCUGUCCCUUGGUCUUUACUUGUUCGACGAAUAUUUGCAGAAAACCCUCUAA
Messenger RNA from Arctia plantaginis, 612 nucleotides. The record is from the annotation of a GenBank genome assembly. Lineage: Eukaryota; Metazoa; Arthropoda; Insecta; Lepidoptera; Erebidae.